AUGUCGGACACCGAAAGUCUUGAUUAUUUGCAAACGGGUUUCGACCCCGCGAGCCUCACAGUUCCACGCCUGCGAUCGAUCCUCGUCUCCUACGGCAUCGAAUAUCCCUCCAGCGCAAAGAAGGCUCAACUCGUACAGAUCUUCACCGACAAAGUCUUGCCUCAAGGCCGCAAAAUACUAGCGGCUAGAGCGCGCGCGAGGAGGACAAGCAAGGGCAUCACGAACGCAGAUCGGGACGAAACGGACGAGGAAGAGUCAAUGCCGCCGCCUCCAACUCCGCGGACGAGAACAAGAAAGCCGUCUGCAAAGGUCAGGGCUGAGGAGAGCGAGUCCGAUAUGCCGGGUUUGAGAAGCCCGACGAAGAGGACUCCGAGGGCGAGCAGCAAGCAUGCGAGGGUUUCUGAUACCGAGACAGAUCCUGGUGGAAUUAAAAAGUCGAUCCGGAAGUCACUGAAAAGCGAAGCCCCAACUCCAGCGCCAGCUACGAGAGUGAAGGUUGAGGACGAUGACUUGCCCGUUACCAAUCGGCGGGAGAGUGCCUUCACGUACGACAACCCUUUUCAAAGUGGCAGCUCCCCUCCAUCCGAGUCUAGGAAUGUAAGUGGAGAGCGAAAGAGAAAGAGCUUGGGUCUCAGUUCCAGCAAUCGAAAGAGCAGCUCUAUAUCAAGAAGGAAAACAUCUGUUGAGCCUAAGAUCGAAGAUGGAUUCCACCCGCCUACUUCCGCCACUUUCGAAAUCCCAGUUAGCGAGCUCAAUGGCCUGAAAGACGUUGACGAAAACGGCGUUGAAGCCAGCGAGGAAUUUACUCCCGAAGAACAGCUGGAACUGGUGCGUGAACGUUCAGUCAAUGGAAUUGAUGCCCUUGGUCCACGGAGGCCAAAGAAGCAGGAAGGUCGAAAAUUCAACAAGAAAGGGCCAAUAUGGGUAGCUCUUUUGACUCUGCUCGGUGGUUAUGCUACCUGGUAUCGUCAAGAAAAGGUUGCUGUGGGUUAUUGUGGCGUUGGCAGGAACGCAUAUGAAGUUAUACCCAGGAAUAUGGACGUCCCUGACUGGGUCAGAGUCAUGGCAGAGCCAGAAUGCGAAGCUUGCCCACAGCAUGCUUAUUGCCGCUCAAAUCUAGAUACUGAGUGUGAAGCAGACUUUGUUCUCAAACCCCAUCCUUUGUCAAUUGGAGGACUAGUACCACUUCCACCUACUUGCGAACCGGAUGGAGAGAAAGUCCGCAGAGUCAAGGCUGUCGCUGAUAAAGCGAUUAAUGAGCUGAGAGACAGACGCGCCAAGUGGGAGUGUGGUGACUUGACCGAUGAGGCUGGAAGUCCUGAGCCUACUGUCGAGAUCGACGCUGAGGAGUUGAAGAAAGAAGUCAGCAAAAAGCGAAGAAAGGGGAUGGGCGAGGACGAAUUCGAAGAGUUGUGGGCUGGUGCUAUUGGAGAGAUUAAGGGUAGAGAAGAGGUUGUGAGCGGCGCUGAUGGAAACCGAAACCUCCUCAGCAGCACCUCUCUCGCCCGCCUCCCCUUCACCUGCGCCCUCAAACGAUCCUUCCGACUCACACUGGCAAGACAUCGCCUCAAAAUUGCUAGUGUAGCUAUCCUUGCCCUUGUCAUAUUUUACAUCCGCCAUCUCUUUACCUCUCGUGCAGCCGACAAUGCUGCUGUUCCGCAUCUAGUGUCAUUGACACUUGAUCGAUUAGCUACCCAAGCUACAUUCCAUGUUCAGGAUAAAGAGGAUUAUCCUGAAGGUUGGAUCAGUAUUGGACAGCUGAGGGAUGAUGUCCUUCGGGAUCAGCAUAGUCUUAGGAAGAGAGAGGCGUUGUGGAAUAAAGUGAAGAAAGUAGUCGAAAUGAAUGCGAACGUUCGCGCCUCGCAACGUGAAAGUAGGAGUGGUGAAAUCAGCAGAGUGUGGGAGUGGAUCGGCGCUGUAGGCGAGAUUGACGGCUUGGAGAAACGACGGAAAUCUGGACGUGUGUCGUGGGGCGCUUUUGGUGACAGGAGCAGUCCUGUUAGUGGCAGCGAUGGAGGACCUGAAGUAGUACAGGCGAAGUGGCAGGAGGGACGGCCAAUUUACUAG
This is a messenger RNA of Lachnellula hyalina, 2067 nucleotides long. It is a transcript of the gene SRC1, whose product is annotated as Inner nuclear membrane protein. The record is from RefSeq and is a predicted model, not a curated record. Lineage: Eukaryota; Fungi; Ascomycota; Leotiomycetes; Helotiales; Lachnaceae. Bases 1 to 2067 code for a protein of 688 amino acids. Gene Ontology annotation, cellular component: nuclear inner membrane. The transcript is spliced from 2 exons. Gene Ontology annotation, molecular function: chromatin binding.